CGCUAGCCUUGAGUAAAGUCCAAUGGGGAUCGCACAGAGAACGACCAGACAGGACAUUCUGAGAGGGAGCUUUGCAGAAACUGGUCCUUGCACAUAAGACAAAGGAGCCCAGAUUGAAGCUAUCACCCGAGGUCUGAGUUGCGAUAUCAUGGAUAUCCUUCACAGCUGGGGGGUUGAGCUGACCAGUCAUCUACAGACCAGAUACAGCAGGUACGAGGGUCUGUUUAGCCUCGCCUCUGCCGUGGCCGAUCUGCACACCACGUUCUUCUGCCUGUUUCCUGUGUGGUUCUACAUGCGCAAGGACACAGGGGUCAGGCUAAUCUGGGUGGCUGUCAUUGGAGACUGGCUCAAUUUAGUGCUGAAAUGGGUUCUUUCCGGAGAGAGGCCGUACUGGUGGGUUCAUGAAACCCAGUUUUACGGAGCAGGAAAGGCCCCAUCGUUGCAGCAGUUUCCUAUCACAUGUGAAACUGGACCGGGAAGCCCUUCGGGUCAUGCUAUGGGUGUAGCUGGUGUCUGGUAUGUGAUGGUCACCGCUCUGCUUUCAAUUGCAAAAGAAAAACAAUGCCCCUCUUUAUUAUACAGCUUGCUGCAGAUCGGCUUGUGGACCUUAAUGGUUGUGGUGGUGCUGAUCGUCUGCAUGUCCAGGGUUUUCAUGGCGGCUCACUUCCCACAUCAAGUUGUUGAGGGAGUCAUCACAGGCAUAGUGGUUGCUGGUAUGGUUUCCAAGAGGAAGUGGAUGUACAGUGCCAGCAUGAGCAAAUACCUCCUCAUCACCCUCUUCUUGACUUUCUUCGCUAUUGGCUUCUACCUGUUGCUUAAAAUUGUAGGAGUGGACCUGCUUUGGACCCUAGACAAAGCCCAGAAAUGGUGCCUCAAGCCAGAGUGGAUCCAUCUGGACACCACACCCUUUGCCAGCCUCCUACGCAACAUGGGUAGUCUGUUUGGUCUUGGACUGGGACUGCACUCUCCCUUCUACCAUGGGGUCAAGAAGAACGCAAAUGCUGGUUUCAAGAUGGGGUGCAUUAUGACCUCCUUGUUCUUGCUUCAUCUCCUGGAUGGGUGGACCUUUUCCUCGGACAACCACACGACUUUCUAUAUCCUAUCUUUUGGUAAGAGUGCUUUUGCACUUUUAAUCCCAACUACCUUAAUUCCCUGGGCUCUUUGUAGGAUUUGCAAAGGAUUGGAGUUGGAUAAGAACUUGUGAAUAAGGAACUAGCUGUUCCUUAUUUGAAAGAAAACUGGGGAAACUAGCACUAAUCAUUAAUCGGUGAGUUGCUUAAACUGUGCUGGAGAAAAGAAAUAGGAACCAGCUUGUUUUAUUAAAAAAUAAAAGCAAUCCAAACUUUCAUAAACAACCAUACCUUUUGAUAAUCAGAAGUCAAUAUUUUACUUGCAAAACAAAGUAGCAGUAUCAUUUCUAGUUGAAAAGAUGCCCUUAGGGGCAUGAGCCUAAUUAUCUUUGAAAUACUUUCCUUGGACCUUAAAUGACAAAACAAGAAUAGCACUUGAGAUAUACAUGCUAUACCUCAAGUGUAGAUAUAGCACUUGAGUUAUAGCAAUCUAUGCUAUCUAUGUGAUAGCAUAGAUUAAAUGCUAUCACAUUUAAUCAAUAUGAUAGCAUAUUGAUUAAAUGUCCCAACCAAAAUUUGAGCAUCUGUCCCACAUUUCUGUGCCUGUCUCCUCACUCUCUCCUCAUUAGGAGGAAUUUCACAAAUUACCCUCAUAAGCUGAGCUAAAAAACUAAAAUUGACACAGGCCUAGUUUGUGUCAAUUUGCUGUUGAGGUAAUAUUUUCAACACUGUAUUUAGCAGUCCAAAAACAACCUCGAGAUUUGCUUUACAGAUUGUGAAGAUGUUUUAAAGAGUCUUUCAAUGAAAAAUUCACACAUUAACAUGACAAACAUAGCUAAUUAUUAGCAGAUGAUAAGCUUUUAUUGUAAUAUAAAAGCUUAUCAUCUGCUAAAAAGUCAAUAGUCUUUUUACAGUUGAUAUACACUUUUUUGUUAAUGUUUACCAAGGAAGAUGGUCUAAUUAUUUUUGCUUAACAGAAUUAAGGGACACUAAUACUUUAUGAGUUAGCCUGUCAAUUUUACUUAGCUUCUGACGAUGGCUAGAAAAAGUGUUUUGUCAACUGAGGUCACGUCUUAAUAUGUCACUUAAAAAAGAGUCAGUGGUAGUUUAUUUGUUUUCAUUUUCAUUCAAGUUUUUAUUUAAGGCGAUUUUACAAGUCGCCAGAAUUAGCAAAGCUAGCGGCAAGGAAAAGGUUGGCUUUAAGUUAUUUGUUCAUCAUAUUAAAAAAGUUACAAAAAACAAAUCAAUAGUUUUUUAUAGUGCGCAAUUGUACACAUUUAUUCGUAAAAAAAUACUUUGAAAUUUCAGUGGAGGGGAACUUACAAAUAAGUAGGAUAAGCUAAAGUAGGAGCUAUAACUUAAUUAGCUUAGGGUGUGAAAAGGGCUAAACAGAUUAAUUUGUGUCACAUCUUUAGCCACAGAUAGUGACGUGUAGAGAAGCAGUUCCCUACCACAAGCCAUUUGCAAAGCAAAUCUUAAUGCAUGUUUACACAUUUUAUACAGACAUUCUACAACAACUGAAUUCCUUUAUGUCAUUGUAUAUCUCACACAAAAAGUCCAGAUUUCAGUCUGUGAUUUAAUGAAUUAUGUGCUUUUUCUAUAAUGAUAGCAACGACUAAAAUGUUUUCGGGAUGACAACAGAUUGCUUUGUGUAAUGAUUUGAUCUCUGUGCUUUGGUCAUUAAUACUAACAUCAAGAGGUGAUAUGUUGAUGGCAUUAGAAGAGAUAUUGGAGAGAUGUUAUUUUUCUAUAGAUCUUAUAGACUAUACUUUUAUAGUGUGCAGUCUCACUGAUUCCAGUUUGUGCAUUUGAUUACAAUAAAAGUGACAUUGUUUGAUGCCAUUAGUUGUUACUAUUUGGUGAAACAAUAAUGUUGCAUGUUUUAUUUGAACAAGCAAUAUCCAGUAUUUUUCAUGCCUCAAAGGAUAAUUCUACACCUGUUUUUUUUUAUUUAUUUCAAACUCCUGCUCCCAUGAUGUAUGAGAACGCAAGUCUUGUCGCAUGUCACUGUCUUGUUAAUAAAACAUGUUAAUAAAAGUCUGUCGUUGUUUAACAGAUUGUA
Molecule: messenger RNA, 3132 nt
Organism: Xiphophorus maculatus (southern platyfish)
Lineage: Eukaryota; Metazoa; Chordata; Actinopteri; Cyprinodontiformes; Poeciliidae
Gene: g6pc1a.1
Product: glucose-6-phosphatase-like
Exons: 5
Coding region: 149-1204 (351 amino acids)
Biological process (GO): glucose 6-phosphate metabolic process; gluconeogenesis
Cellular component (GO): membrane
Molecular function (GO): glucose-6-phosphatase activity
Source: RefSeq, a predicted model, not a curated record